GCCUGUUAGCUGUUAAACCUGAAAGAGAAGAAGACAGGCUGCAUGUGGAAAUGUGUUGCUCAGAUGAAGUCGUUAUUUAUCUUCUUAGCGUUUGUCUGGCUGUCUAUAGUUAUAUAUCAUAACAGGGUGGUGACGUUCUUUUAAAAGCUUUCGUUCCAAGUGAAGUUAUACAAAUAAGCAUACGGUUAAAUGCUGACAGUUAGCUUUCAGCACAGCAAGCUAACAUCAACAGCUAGUUCACACAGCAGCAUUAGCCACCAGCAGGCUAACAUCAACAGCUAGUUCACACAGCAGCAUUAGCCACCAGCAGGCUAACAUCAACAGCUAGUUCACACAGUAGCAUUAGCAACCAGCAGGCUAACAUCAACAGCUAGCUGAACCAGCAGCAUUAGCCUCAGCAGUUAGUCAGUUCUGCUCUCACACAUGGCUGCUGAGAGCGUGAAAAGUGAAGCCUUACCCCAGCAGGAGAACGAUAAUGGAGACAGCAAAAGCAGUCAGAAGACAGUGGGCAGUAACGGAGAAGCAGAAAACCAAAGUUUGUCCAAAAGGCAGAGAAAGAAGCAGCAGAAGCAGCACAAAUGGGAGGAGGAGAGGGAGCUCAGAAAGCAGAAACGUAAGGAAAAGAAGCAGCAGCGGCGACUAGAGAGGCACAGUCACAAGGAGGAGGAGGGAGGGGAGGUGCAGAGCUCCAGGAAGCGUCUCCGCAGAGACGUGACGCCCAGCGCUCUGAGGCUGCUGUUGGACUGCAGCUUCGACAGCCUCAUGCUCAGCAAGGAUGUGGGGAAGCUCCACAAACAGAUCCAGCGGUGCUAUGCUGAGAACAGACGAGCCUUGCAUCCAGUGCAG
Notothenia coriiceps (black rockcod) is the source of this 846-nucleotide messenger RNA. RefSeq names its product tRNA methyltransferase 10 homolog A-like. Gene Ontology annotation, molecular function: tRNA binding. The annotation marks the transcript as partial. The transcript has 3 exons. Lineage: Eukaryota; Metazoa; Chordata; Actinopteri; Perciformes; Nototheniidae. Gene Ontology annotation, biological process: tRNA N1-guanine methylation. Gene Ontology annotation, cellular component: cytosol; nucleoplasm; nucleus. The record is from RefSeq and is a predicted model, not a curated record.